CCAGCCUCCAGAAGUCGGGUGCCUUGGUCGGAAGAGAGGCUGUUGGUCAUCGCCAAGGAUCCUAUUCACUCAGGUGAGGGAGGACUCUGAGGAUCUAGCAGAAACCAAGGAGCUCCAUCAUCUGCCGGAAUCUUGGUCUGAGGCAGUCUUCAGGUCACAGGAAGAAAAGGACCAGGCAGUUCCAAGAGUCAAGAUGAGGUGCAACCCGUGGAAACGGACCCACAAACAAGGCGCGUCGUCCACAUCGCGCAGCCGUGUGCCAGUUGAACCCAGGACAGGCAUGGUUCUUCGUUCUCAUAAGUGUCGGCUCUGCAAGCUUGUGGGAGAGCUUGGAGGAGAGGCACCAGAAGGGGGCUUCAAGAUAGCUCUGAUCGGUGUGAGACAGGGGGAUGCUGCCUCUCCCUCCUCUCCUCCGACUUUGCCCACCCAAAGGGAGGUGUCUGCUGCUGGGCCAUCCAGUGGUGCUCAGGUCCUUCCAACCACUUGCUCUGUCACUCACCACAGCUGCCCUGCAGGGAGUGAAUCCCAUGGUAGGGCAGAUGCCUCUCAGGAGGAAGCAAGCCCUGAGGCCCUACUCCAGCAAGCACUAGAUGUGAAAAGGUGUGAGUUGAUGCAGUUCCUCCUCCGUAAAUAUCGGAUGAAGGAGCUGUUCACCAGGGCCGAAAUGCUGUCUUAUGUCAUCAGAGAGCACAAAGGGCAUUUCCGUGAGAUCUUCGGUAAGGUGUUGAAUUGCCUACAGGUGGCCCUUGGCAUUGAUUUGAGGGUAGUAGACCCCAUUCAGCACUGCUAUGUGCUUGAAACAGCCCUGGGCCUCACCUAUGAUGGAAUGCAGGAUCACGAUCAGAGCAUGCCCAAGACGAGCUUCCUGAUCAUGGUCCUGGGCCUGAUCUUCUCGAAAGGCAACUGUGCCCCUGAGGAGGAGUUGUGGGAAUCUCUGAGUGUGAUGGAUGUGUAUGAUGGUAGAGAGCACCACCUCUAUGGGGAGCCCCGGAAGCUCCUCACGGAGGAGUGGGUGCGGGAAGGGUACGUUGAGUACCGGCAGGUGCCCCACAGUGAUCCUGCUCGCUACAAGUUCCUGUGGGGUCCCAGGGCCCAUGCUGAAACCACCAAGAUGAGAGUCCUGCAACAUUUGGCCAAGUUCAAUCAGGUGGAUCCCAGAUCCUUCUCAUCUCUGUAUGAUGAAGCUUUGAGAGAUGAGAAUGAGAGGGCCCAGGCAGGGGAGGCCGCUCAGGCUGGUGGGGAUACCAGGGCCUGAGCUAGGCUCUCUUCCAGCAGCUUCUCCCACCCCUUUGAAUUCCAUGUCUAUUGUUUAAAGAGACCCGUCCAGGUUCUGAGGGGUGCAAGGGCAGGGUGGGUUAGAGGACACACACUGUGCA
This is a messenger RNA of Ochotona princeps (American pika), 1376 nucleotides long. RefSeq names its product melanoma-associated antigen 8-like. The coding region runs from base 194 to 1255 and encodes 353 amino acids. The record is from RefSeq and is a predicted model, not a curated record. Gene Ontology annotation, biological process: negative regulation of transcription by RNA polymerase II. The transcript is spliced from 3 exons. NCBI's taxonomy places the organism in Eukaryota, Metazoa, Chordata, Mammalia, Lagomorpha, Ochotonidae. Gene Ontology annotation, cellular component: nucleus.